This is a messenger RNA of Morchella importuna, 2733 nucleotides long. RefSeq lists its product as uncharacterized. The coding region runs from base 1 to 2733 and encodes 910 amino acids. Lineage: Eukaryota; Fungi; Ascomycota; Pezizomycetes; Pezizales; Morchellaceae. The transcript is spliced from 4 exons. The record is from RefSeq and is a predicted model, not a curated record.
AUGUCCAUUCUUUGCUGCCGUCGAGGUGACCCAAACACUAUCAACAAAUCAGUGUCACUGUCUCCUAAAAUAGUUGGUCAUAUUACGACACCCCGCCCUCAGGCCUCACGUCAAAACAUUGAGGCCUUUUACAACGAGGGUAGAGAGUUGUUGAAUACUCUCCAGGAAGAAAGGGGUAAAUCUAAUUUACGGAAUGAGAUUAAGGAAGAGUUACGGAAUCUUAGGACACCUCUUAAUAGUGAAGAGGCAGACUCUGCGGCCAAGGAGAACUACAGGGAAAUAGGGCACGUUAAUGGUACUCGCCGAGUAUCAAAAUCAUCUUCAGCAAUUGAACUCCGUGGGCCAACUAUACCAACCAUUCCAGAUACCAAUGAAAUUACAGUCCCUGCAAAAUCAAUGCCUGCUUUGACUAGUUCAUUAACGAUAGUUAAACCUGGGACCGAAUCCAUUCUAGAAAGAGACAUCAACCAUAUUCUCUUAACCUCAUCUUCCACAGAGGAGACAAAAAACCCAUCACUACCUCAAAUGUUCCCGGUAAAUACGCCAGUGAUUCCGAAAGUGGACCAUAUAGCUGUGCCUUCCACUCCAGACUUGAGCCCUUAUCUAAUGCCUAGCAUUGCUACCACAAUUGCAUCAAUAAAUGGUAAAUCAAGAUCAGGAAUCACAAUUCCUAUUCCCGAUGAUAACUCGGAGGCUGGGAAACUCUCAUCGGAGCAGAGUCCAGACGAAAAAGAUGCUGAAACGGCAGAUGAAUGGCCAGAAGACUGCAAUACUGUUAAACCUGAGAUUAGGCUUGCUGACGAGAAAGAUGGCACUACGGCCGAUGAUGGGGAAGUAGCGGCUGCAGAUCCCGAGAGCCCGAGAAACACAAAGCAUCGAGAAGAUGCGAGUGUCAGUGAUAAAACCGCGAGUAGGAACGAUUUCACGCCCAAUGAGAUCUUUUCGAAAAUACCCACAUGGGUUAGGCCCUCAACAAGCACUUUUAUGUCAUGCCCUUCCUCUCACGACCAUAACCAAAAAGAUGGCCUGGGGAGUUCUCCAAGUACAGGAAGCGCAACUCCAGAACUCACAAAGAGUAACUCUACUAGAUUUUAUUCCCCGUUGGAGGCAACAAGUGCAAACAGCACGGGGGUCAAUACUCCUGCUUUUGCUUGUCCUCCAACGCCCGGCUACGAGUUUCGGCCGUCCAUUGAUAAUACUUCGUCCUUCUAUCCAUCUCCUGGAACCUCGCGUUGCGUAUCUUUAGUUGAAUCCGAGAGAUGCACUCCAGAACCAUCAGCAUUGUCUACGGAUGCUGAUGCCCACAGGCUAAAUCGGACUCCUCGACCUUCCGACAUGAUAAUAGAUUCACCUGGAGGUUCGCUAUUUAAGUUUCCAUGGGUGAGCCUUAGUAUGAAUAAGUCGCCAGAGCCUAUUACAAAUGAGGCUGCUUUUACUAGAGGCAGCUCGCUUGCGCACUUAAAAAAAGCACAGAAGAGGGGCCGUGAUCUCCAGCUAGCACCUAGAACAAACAUUGAAAGGUCUCAGGAUGUCGUUCUCAGCCAACAUGGCGAGGUAUGCGAAGACCUUUACCUGGAGGACCGUGCCAAAUCAAUGCUUGAGGCUCCUGAGAGCCUACCAAAUGUCCCAAUAGAUAAGGCUAGUUGGUACUAUGAUAAUCUCGAGGACCGGGAGAUUUCCAAUAGUAUAACGACACCUGCUCCGAAGAAGAAAGAAAAAUCUACCACAUGGGUCAGAUCGACUACCCGCGUAAGCAGUUUAACGAUGCGGCAAGGCAAAGUGAAGGACCCGAGAAUCUGGGGCUCACCUCACGGUAGGAGCUCCAUCGGUUCAAAAAGAAAUAUUUUUAGUAACUACGGCAAAACUGAGAAAAGGUUUUCUUUAAAGAAUAGUAUCUCUCUUGGUGAAAGAAUGUGGGAACGUUCUAGUAUCCGGGACAAAACCCAAGAAAAACUACGAAAAGCUACAGGUUCCGAGGUUUUACCUAAUCUCACCACUGAUAUUGAAACUCUUGAUGAAACCGAAGCGAGGAAUUCCCGCUUAAAGAAUAGGAGAUCAAAAGCCAUGAUUCGCUCUAGGAGCAUGACACUUAGGAGGACAUUUACAAAUAGCAUCGCAAAGCUUAGAGGAAAAGUGAGUUUUAAUGAGAGUUCAAGAGGGACAAUUAUUCCUCCUUCACCUAGGGGCAAGCAGACAAACAAAGAUGGUUUUUAUCAAGGGCAUUGUAACGAAGAAAAUCUAUUCACUCAAAGCCCCAAGACACUUGGUGGAAAGAAUAAGUUCGGUAUUUCUGGAUCGGAUGUGUCUAGCAUCAUAUUUCGACCAUCCCUACCCAAAGAGAUGUUAGAACAUCAGAGCAGUACAGAACUUAUCAAAAAAAUACCCCCUAGAGAUGAAGAUAUUGUUACAAAAAAUGAAACCGUGGAGUCGUACACCGAGUCUUCCUAUCAUGGCGUGCACUCACAUAGGAUUCCUGACGACCGAAGUGUGCCUGACAAUCCUGGACUUAAAAAUAUGAUUGAGGAAUCAAACAGUAGGUCUAGGCCAUGGAGCACCCUAUAUGAUGAUUGUGUGACCUUGCCUUUUAGUGGUAAUGAUAUAGGGGAGGGAAGUGAAGAUGCCGAGAGCGAUAGUGAUAUUGAUACACAAUCAAGCGGGCCUUUCAGAGUUGGUGGCAGGAAUACGGAGGAAAUCUGGCGUGAUGCAAAAGAAUCUUUGGAGAGCACAGCUUGA